AUUCAGCUACUCUAUCGGUGCUAUGGCCAAGGCCAUGUACGACAGACAGUUCAAGUGGUUGGUAAAGAGAGUCAAUGAAACCCUGGACACCAAGCAGAAGAGACAACACUUUAUCGGAGUGCUCGAUAUCGCCGGCUUUGAGAUUUUCGAUUUCAACGGGUUUGAACAGUUGUGUAUCAACUUCACAAACGAAAAACUCCAGCAAUUUUUCAACCACCACAUGUUCGUGUUAGAACAAGAGGAAUACAAGAGAGAAGGGAUCGACUGGGAAUUUAUAGACUUCGGUCUGGACUUGCAAGCUUGCAUCGAGCUUAUCGAGAAGCCCAUGGGUGUCCUGUCCAUUAAUUAAUAGAUAAAUACU
This is a messenger RNA of Limulus polyphemus (Atlantic horseshoe crab), 361 nucleotides long. RefSeq names its product myosin-7-like. Gene Ontology annotation, cellular component: actin cytoskeleton; vesicle; cytoplasm. NCBI's taxonomy places the organism in Eukaryota, Metazoa, Arthropoda, Merostomata, Xiphosura, Limulidae. The transcript is spliced from 3 exons. The record is from RefSeq and is a predicted model, not a curated record. Gene Ontology annotation, biological process: actin filament organization; vesicle transport along actin filament. Gene Ontology annotation, molecular function: microfilament motor activity; ATP binding; actin filament binding. The coding region runs from base 23 to 349 and encodes 108 amino acids.